Messenger RNA from Piliocolobus tephrosceles (Ugandan red Colobus), 1041 nucleotides. RefSeq lists its product as uncharacterized. NCBI's taxonomy places the organism in Eukaryota, Metazoa, Chordata, Mammalia, Primates, Cercopithecidae. The record is from RefSeq and is a predicted model, not a curated record.
AUGGAUUCUAAGCUAAAUGGGAGAGAGCUGAAGAGAAAGAGAGGAGAUAGUACUUUUCUAGGAAUUAGAGGAAAGAGGGAACAGGAAUGCCCCCGACUUCCACUCUUAGUGCCCUUCACCGCUCAAACUGCACCCCAAAUAAGCUUAUGCACCCUGCUCCAAGGGAAGGAUGCGCUGGGCUCAUCCUCGAGGCAAGAGGGCGAAAGACAGAAAGAGGGGCGCUGCUCUGUGCCGGAGUGGGCGCUGGUGCACCAGCAGGGGCUAGGGGAGAGUGCUGCCCCGCCUGGAGUCCAAGUCUCUGCGUGCCUGGGGGUAGAGCUCGGAGAGGGACCAGGCAGGCGCCGGAGGGGACCAGUGCGGAGAAGGAGGAAGCCCAAACAAAAACGCUGUCCGGCGCCAGCCGCCCACCUACAAGCCCAAGCCGGUGGUUGGCCAGUUACAAAAGGAAAUUGGUCAGGAUCGGGACCAACGAUAAUGAUAGUAUUAAUUCUAUUAAGAAUCGGCCGAAACAAACUCUCGUUGUCAGCGCGGCAGGCGCCCGCCCAAGCCCAGACCUCCGACCCGGUUUCGAGCCUGUUCCCGCCGGGUCGCUGGGCGCCAGGGUCGGCACCCGAUGAGGGCAGGGUCUAGAGGCCGGCCUGACAGGGGCCGAAGGGCGAGCAGGAUCCUAGGGGAUUGAGGCCGAGGAAGCCGGUUCCGGGGACAGGGAACAGGGACUCAGGGACCCGAAGGCGGCGGCAGGACGCGACCGAGCAGGACUCCAGGCCCGGGAACGACGUCGCGAGCCCCGAGACUGCCGGGCUUCCCAGCCCAGCUGGCAUUCGAGCGCAGGACCGGGCGCCCCGGCACCGUCGCGCGCCACCCGCCAGGAUGCCGGAGGCCCCAGCGCCCUCAGCCGACGGAGAGCCGCUGCAGGAACGCGGAGGAGGCCUUUUCCACCGCACCCGGAGCGUGUACAGCGGGCUGGAACUGAAUACCUGGAUGAAAGUGGAGAGGCUGUUUGUGGAGAAAUUCCAUCAGUCGUUUUCCUUGGCCAAUUAA